Molecule: messenger RNA, 2015 nt
Organism: Ruditapes philippinarum (Manila clam)
Lineage: Eukaryota; Metazoa; Mollusca; Bivalvia; Venerida; Veneridae
Exons: 7
Coding region: 128-907 (259 amino acids)
Cellular component (GO): trans-Golgi network
Source: RefSeq, a predicted model, not a curated record
UCUAAUCUUGUAUUUAUAUUAACUGCAAUUGUUUAUAUUGGUAAAAUUUUACCCUGUGCAAAAAUCAGAUUUAAACAAUUCUUUUAACAUGUAGAAUUUUAAAGAACUUUAUUGUUCCUUAUCAAGUAUGCUGUGGUGUCUUUGUUUAUUUAUACUUUUUGCACGAGUUUCUCGUGUUGAUUCAGAAGGACCUAAAGAGUGUUUGCCGAACGAUUUACAGGGGUGUUCGUGCAAGUUUUCUGACGAUAGUGGAAUUAUUGAUCUGACAAGUCUUGGGACAUCCGAUAAUACACCAAGAUUCAAAGAUGUUCAAGGACAAGAUAGUAAUGUUUACUCAUUCAGCGCGUGCAAUGCCUUUACAGAAGGAAAAUGUGUUAAUGCCGCUAUGUGCAUGCAAGAAGAGGGUUAUCAAACAGUGAUUGGGGAGCCCGGGAGAACAUUGUUCAAGUACGAUCCUGGAACCGAGAGUGUAACGGCCGCAUAUGUGGUCAGAGGUAGCCUUAUAAUGGUAUCUGAAGUUGAGUUGGUCUGUGAUCCGGCCGCGUGUGAUCCUGUAUUUUUACCUCAAGGACAAUCAACUGUAGGCCUUUUCAAUUUCCAGCUCACUCAUGUUUGCGCGUGUCCUGGACUAUGCAACGAGAAGGGACCGAUCAACUGUGUUCCAAAGUCCGGCACCGGAAGUGGUUUAGGUUUCGGCUAUGUAUUUAUAAUUGUAUGCUUAUGUAUUGCGUUAAUGUAUUUUGCUGUUGGUACUGUAUUCCAAAAAGUAAAGUACAAAGCGACUGGAACCGAUCUCGUUCCGAACAAAGACAGGUGGAAAGGUUUAUUUGGUCUAAUAACUCUUGGAUUUAGAUUUACCUUCAGCAAGUGUUUGCCAAAGAAAUACCAGUAUAAUGACAUAAAUUGAACAGUCUCAACGCUUCAUUUGUGCGACUUAUUCAUCAAAGGAAGAUAACAGAAAAUUAACUGGAAAAAAUUAAGAUUAUUUUGUUAAUAUUAUUGUUAUAUACAUAUAAACAUUAAGAUUUUGCAAUGAAAUCCGACAAAACAAACUUACAUUAUUAUAAGAGAUUAGGUUUAUGUGAAGCAAAAACAACUCUAAAACACUCAAACACAUGACUUUUUAAAGACUAUUUUUUUGUUUUAAAUUGUUAUGUCAUUAUUUUAUGAGCAAUGAUAUUCUGUUUUUUUCUAGCAUUGUACCAGAUAUAAUGCCAAAAAAAAAAUUAAAAAUUAAAUUCACUUACAUUAAUUUAUUGUUGAAUUAAGUCGAGUAUUCGUCAUAAUUCAUUAUUAGAUGACAAUAUAAAUUGACAUUAUAUGACAUCAAUUAUUAUAAUAGUCAAUUAUAUGACAUUUUUCAUUAUGAUAAUCAAUUUUAUGACAUGGUUCAUUAUUAUAGUCAAUUACAUGUUAUGAAUUACUGUAUAAGUGGUUAAUUUGCGACGUGGAAAUAUUUGCGAUUUUUCGCGAUUCGAAAUCUUUUGCAAAUAUAUGAUGGCGCAAAAAUUAUUUCUUUUUUCGCAAACUUUCUUCUAUAAUUUGAAAACAUGAUUUUUACAUCAUCUUACAUAAAUAAGUUUGACUGUUCAGGUACUGAAAUUAAUUUUCCUCAUUGCUUGUUGUUUAUGUUUGGUCUUAAAAAAUCACAAGUGUUUUAAUGAAACAAAAUAUAUGUUAAUAACACAGUAGGUUAUUCAUAUAACAAAAUAAUGUUUUAGAAUAUGACAAAAAUUGUGUGAUCAAGUCUUAUCAAACAAACAAUGAUAUCAUAUACAGUAUAAAAUUUAAGAAAUCAUAUUUGCCCGCAAAAUGUCCACUUUUUAACAUACGCAAUUUUUUUGUUAAACAUAAAUAUCCACUAAUACAGUAUAUGACACUGCCCAUAACUAUUGUCAAUUAUAUGACAUCUUAUUAUAGUCUAUUAUAUCACAUCUAAUUAUAGUCAAUUAUAUGACAUCGUUCGCUUUUGUAGUUAAAUAUAUUGUCGUUGUUCAUAAAUAUAGUCAAAUUUA